Messenger RNA from Solea senegalensis (Senegalese sole), 11545 nucleotides. Its product is annotated as ATP-dependent RNA helicase DDX3X-like. The transcript is spliced from 20 exons. Lineage: Eukaryota; Metazoa; Chordata; Actinopteri; Pleuronectiformes; Soleidae. The record is from RefSeq and is a predicted model, not a curated record. Gene Ontology annotation, molecular function: RNA helicase activity; ATP binding; RNA binding. Gene Ontology annotation, biological process: cell differentiation; gamete generation. The coding region runs from base 267 to 2492 and encodes 741 amino acids. Gene Ontology annotation, cellular component: nucleus; P granule.
UGGUACCUGAAGAGCAAACCGAUAACAGCUGAGUUUGCACGAAGUGCCAUCCUUGCAGCUAAAAUUGAGGAAUUUAUCACGACGUUCAAUUCAACAAUAGCAGUUUCUAAAGUUAUAUGUAACCGUCGUAAACCAAUGCAAUAGUUGUCAUCUGUUGUUACGGCCGACAAAACAAAGGCAGGGGAGAAAUAUUACAUUACAUCAAACCCGGCAAACAAAGAGGUCCUUUUUUCAACGACAACAUUUUUCCUCCGUAUUCAAUAGUUAUGAGUCAUGUGGCCGUCGAAAAUGCCCACGGUCUAGAGCAGCAGCUUGCUGUCCUAGACUUGAGUGCAGCAGACGGACAAGGUGGAGGCCCUAACAGGCGAUACAUUCCUCCACAUUUACGGAACAACGAUGCUUCCAAAAAUGCAGGAAAUGCCUUUGCUGCUGGUCGACAAGGUGUCUUCACCAUGGCGCCUCCAGCCAACUAUGGUUGGGAUGGAGCACGCAACAACUUUGUCAACGGCUACCAUGACAACCGGAUGACCGCUAACACGUUCACUCGGGGCCCGCCUCGCUUGGAGCGAGGCCGAGGUGGAGCUGGGGGAGGUGGUUACCGUGGUAACCGGGGAGGAGCUUUCAACCCAAUCAACCCAACACAACCAUUGGGAUUUGGUGGCUAUGAAAAUAAAGAUGCAGGUGGUUGGAACACAGCUAAGGAUGCCUAUAACAGCUUUGGCAACAACCGAGGGAAAUCAGCAUUCUUCAAUGACAGAGGCAACACUAACAGAGGGAGGUUCGAUCAUGGUGGAUUUGGCGGUGGUGGAGGAGGAGGUGGAAACAGCCGCUGGGUGGAGGAGUCCAGAGACGAGGGAGACUGGUCCAAACCAACACCACGGAACGAGCGCCUUGAACAUGAGCUGUUCUCUGGCAGUAACACAGGCAUUAACUUUGAGAAAUAUGACGACAUUCCUGUUGAAGCCACAGGGCAGAACUGCCCUCACCACAUUGAGAGUUUUCAAGAUGUGGACAUGGGUGAGAUUAUCAUGGGAAACAUCGCUCUGAGUCGCUAUACCAGACCCACCCCUGUCCAGAAACAUGCCAUUCCUAUUAUCAAGUCAAAGAGAGACCUUAUGGCCUGCGCACAGACAGGCUCUGGGAAGACUGCAGCGUUCCUGCUGCCAAUUCUGAGCCAGAUCUACACUGAUGGACCAGGAGAAGCUCUUAAUGCAGCUAAAGCCUCUGGACAGGAGAUUGGGAAGUACGGGCGACGUAAACAGUACCCAAUCUCUCUGGUACUGGCUCCAACCAGAGAGCUGGCAUUACAAAUAUAUGAUGAAGCCAGGAAGUUUUCCUACCGGUCCAGAGUGCGUCCCUGUGUUGUGUAUGGAGGAGCAGAUAUUGGCCAGCAGAUCAGAGACCUUGAGAGAGGCUGCCAUCUGCUGGUGGCUACACCAGGAAGACUGGUGGACAUGAUGGAGAGAGGCAAGAUUGGACUGGACUACUGCAACUACCUGGUCCUGGAUGAGGCAGAUCGUAUGUUGGACAUGGGUUUUGAGCCGCAAAUAAGACGCAUCGUGGAACAAGACACUAUGCCACAUAAAGGCAUUCGACAAACCAUGAUGUUCAGUGCUACCUUUCCUAAAGAGAUCCAGAUACUGGCCAGGGAUUUCCUGGAGGAGUACAUCUUCCUGGCUGUAGGCAGAGUAGGUUCCACCUCAGAGAACAUCACUCAGAAAGUGGUGUGGGUGGAAGAGAGUGACAAGAGGUCUUUCCUCCUGGACCUGCUCAGUGCUACAGUUAUCCCCAGCGAGGUACAGGACAAUGCUGGAGACAACAUAGAGAAACCUGGUAAGGACUCGCUGACUCUGGUAUUCGUGGAGACCAAAAAGGGCGCUGAUGCCUUGGAGGACUUCCUGUACCGGGAGGGCUAUGCCUGUACCAGUAUCCAUGGUGACCGCUCCCAGCGAGACAGAGAGGAGGCCCUCAGCCAGUUCAGAUCAGGAAAAUGUCCUAUUCUGGUGGCCACAGCGGUCGCUGCUCGAGGUCUGGAUAUCUCCAAUGUGAAACACGUUAUUAACUUUGACCUGCCCAGUGACAUCGAGGAGUACGUCCACCGUAUAGGACGUACCGGACGAGUUGGAAACUUGGGGCUGGCCACAUCUUUCUUCAACGAUAAGAACGGGAACAUCACUAAAGACCUGCUGGACAUCCUGGUUGAGGCCAAACAGGAAGUUCCCUCAUGGCUCGAGAGCCUAGCCUAUGAACAUCAGCACAAGAGCAGCAACAGAGGGCGCUCCAAGAGGUUUGCUGGAGGUUUUGGAGCACGUGAUUACCGUCAAACAGCUGCUGGAUCCAGCACUGGGGGAUUUGGUGGACGCGGAGGUCGCAACCAGACAGGACAUGGAGGAACCCGUGGCUUUGGAGGAGGUGGUUUUGGCAACUUCUACACCAGUGACGGCUAUGGAGGCAACUACUCACAUUCUCAAGUUGACUGGUGGGGCAACUAGGUUCCUCCUCCCUCCAUCCCUCUUUCACUCAUUCAUCUUUUUUCUUCUCACUCGUACUCCUUCCUUUCCCCACACAGUGUUGUCUGCACUCCAUUUGUCCACACUAGGGAUGGGCAUUUCAAAUGAAAAGACCAAUCGAUAAUUACUUGAUAUUAGGGCUGCAACUAUUAUUUUCAUAAAUUAUUAAUCUAUUUAUAGUUUAUUGAUUAAUUCCAUUAGUUUUUCAGUCCAUUAUGUCAGAAACUUCAAAGUAAUGAUGUUCUCAAAUGUCUUAUUUUUUCCACAAAUCAAAAUCUUUCAGUUUUAAUAAUAACUACUUUGUUCUUUGGAGCAAAGAAACCAGAAAAUCUGAAAAAGCUGCUGAAGUUGGAAAAUCAUACAAACCGAUAAAUCGGUUAUCAAAAUAUAUAGAAAUAAUCGAUUCAUUUUAUUAAUCAAUUAGAGUUCUUGCAGCCUAUUUGGAAUUAGUCAAUAAUUUAUAAGAUGGGAGAUUAUGUAUUUAACACCAUAUAUUUCACGCCAUUUUAGUAAACUGUAUAUAGCAAUCCUUUGUUUAUUAAGACUUUUUCGCCAGAUGUUGCGUUCAAAUGUGUGCUCAGUUUUUUUUUCCGUGUUUUCUCACGUAAAGAGCAGAUGAGUCUUUAGAAAUUUGAUGCGUUCUGUGACUUCUCUCUGCCUGAGUGAAGUGGAACACUCUGCUCUAUGCAUAACUUAUGAUAACAGAGUUGCACAUAGAACUUUUUUUUAAAAACCUGCUGUAGUCUCUGACUCUGCAUGUUUCUCCUCACAGCACUGCAUGUUGGGAAACAACUGAACAAAAUGGCUGCUAGUGGCAUUAACCUAUGGAUUCUUUCAUAAUCCAGUGACUGUUUUGAAUGUUGGAAAACCAUGCCCAUCCCUAGUCCACUCCCCCUCCAAACCCCCAAAUAUCACAUGCAUGUUAUUGAACUAUUUAUACUCGUUUAUAUAGCCCUCCUUCCAUCCUUCUGUACUAAGAUAUUUUAGUUCCUCUUAAGAUUUUUGUGGUCCUUUCCACCUUCACCGUCAUUUGUACAGCGUUCCAUCUCUUUCUUUUUAUUUCUUAGUUGCUGUUUAAUCUCACCUCUUAAAACUGGCCACAAAUUGAAAACAUCCUUAUAUUUUAGUGGAUUAUUUUUCUUUACACCCAGCCACAUGUUUACUUCCAGUUAGCAGCGUCCCUUGGUUUGCCCUCUGAGGUAUGUCUGAAGAAAAAAAAAACCACUUAAAUUAAAAUAAUUUUAAUCCCCAAGAGAGAUAUACACAUGUGAUUUACAGGACAUGUGUAUGUGUGAAGUACUAGGGGAUAUCCUUUUUUAUUUUAAAAUUUGUCUUCAUUGUGUUUUUGUCUCUAUUCUCCCUGAAACUGUGUUCCUUCAUGUCAUAUUUAUGUAACAAAUGGCCGUGUAAAUCAGCAGCUAAGAGAAAUCUCUAAAAUAUAGCGCAGACAUAGGCAAGGUGUCACACAUAUGUCUGCAUAUAAAUUUGAAAAUGGAAACGGUCUCCUGUGCUGACAUGGCAGAUUCUUUAAGAGGCUCCACAGACAAAGCUAAAUGUCUUUUUCACCUUUUCAAAACAUGUACUGAAGUAUUGAUUUACUACGGUCUGAUAAAGAUGUCAGACCAAGUCUAGGAGCUGCAGGGCUGGCAGUCAUUUGAUGCCAUCAAACAAGAGUCAUAGGACUUGUGGUUGUUAAACUCGCGACCACAAAUGGCAUUUCUAUGUUUGGAACAAAACAAAAUGGAGGAUCAUUUGUUUCUGUACCGUGCCUUUCAGCAGUUGAACUUUGUUUCGUAUUCCCUUUGUUUUUAUUGCCAUAAAGCAUAACUGGCCAUAUGUAUCAGGCCAACUGUGACUAAAAAAAGUGUAUUUAAUGUCAUGUAUGGAUUCAGACAUGUUUUCUUUAUUUCUUUUUGGAAGGAAACAAACUAGGCUUGAACUAAAUCAAACCUUGGCAAAAAAAAAAAAAUCAAAGAAAAAAAAAAACUGUCAUGAGGAACCUCAAUGUUGUUCCUUAUCAGUCUAUUGGAGUUCAAAUUCAUCAGAAGGUCACCGACGAGCUGGUUCCCAACAGCACGUUGACCUGUAUGACACAUCUAUAGCUCUGGUUUGAGCUGGAGUUUGGGUUUCUCAAAACCAUCUUGUCACUAAUGAUUGGGUCAGAGAGCCACGGACGGAGUCUAUGGUGUAACUGUGCAGCAGCAGAUUAUGAUGUGAUUCACUUUCUGUUUACACACGUGUUCGGAAUAAAUGUAAUGAGGACGAUGAAUCGCCUGCAACGUUUUAGAUUGGAUGUUUGAUUGAAACUUUCCAAAUCUGUUGCAAUAAUAUCACUGUGUUUCUCAAAUUUUGAGAUGCUACAACAAUUAGGGCUGGGCAAUAUAUUGAUAUUUUAUCUAUAUUGUGAAAUGAGACAUAAGAUUUGGUCUUUGGAUAUCGUCGCAUCGUGAUAAGGCAUUUGUGAUGUUUUCCUGGUUUUAAAGGCUGUUGCACUGCUAAUCAUAUUUAUUGGUUAAAAUAAACAUGGAAUGGGCAAAAUUCUAACACAUGUAAAUAUCCUUCAUCAAACUGGAAUGAAAGCUAAUUUGUAUUUAGGAGUGUAUUUACAGUGUAUUGUCACAGAAAAACAUGUGUGCAGUUUUAUAAUCGGAUAUAUCUUAUAUAUUGGGAUAGCAUAGACUAUCCAGAUACUAUUUACAGCCUUACCUUUAUGCUUGAGCGAUCAUUGAUUGGAUUUAUAUCUAUCCCGAUAUUGAAUGAUGUACAAAAAUGGUUUUUACCCAUAUCGCCCAGCCUUAAUCUGCAAGUUUAAAAAUGAAAAAAAAAAAAAAACAAGUUACACAACUGCUGCUGAAAACAACACAUACCAAGUUUAACCAGUGACUGUGGAUGUUCUGCUGACUCUUAGUGCCACUAUGAUCUUGGGGAAAUCCGGCUCCACUUCCACCACAAACAUUACAACCCUUGUUUGCCAAAAGCUUCUUUCAAGGGGAAACACAACAAAAAAAAGCUAUAAUAGUUCAAAUUUUACUUGCUCACUCUAUCCUGGAAGUUAAAUGAAGAGUCUUCUCUAAAAUAAGUCAUUCCAGUUUAUUUGUUAGGUCUUAAAGAUCUGUUGAGAUCAGGGAUUCAUGUGAAGAACUGGACUAGCUGGCCUAAUCCUCUUUCACAGCAGCCACAGCUGGGGCUUGUGUUUGUUUUUUUUUGGGUAACGCCUUACCUCUAAAGCACAUUUUAAUCAUGUCAUAUCUUACUGUACUAUGACUAAACGCCUUCAACUACACCCAAUCUACUCAGCUCAGCUUUUUUAUCCCCUCUCUGCUUUUCUCAUGGACGACAUUGGCCGACAAUGAAAGCACUGAACCUCUCAGUGUGGCACAAGCUCGCACCAAAGUGCUGUGCCUUGACUGCUACUUCCACCUCCACUGUCCCAUUUUAUACUCGCCCAGCAUAGCACAGCACAGCAUGAUAGAGGACAGAUUAAAAGUGUGCUAGAUCUUUAAGGUCACGUGAUUUAAGGCUGUACACCUGCUUAGCCCCGCUCUGCUCUGCCAUGAAACCGGGCCACAAGGGGGCAGUUGACCUGCACCCAAGACUGGCGUCCAAGUUUAGUCCCAGCAUGAAAGUAAAAAGGAGAAACUCCACUGUACAUUUGGAAGCUUCAGUGGUAGAACUUCAAUCCCUCCACAAUCAGCAGCAGAUUAAAAAGAAAUCCCCUGCUGCCACCUGGUGGGGAAAAAUUGUUUAAUGUUUUUUUUUUUCAGAGUAUUAAUUUGUUUUGUUUACAUAAAUAACUUUAGUGACACGAAAAUGUAGAUGAAGUGUAAAUAGUUCAAAACGGAAAGAGAAGAAUCUCCAGUGAAUGUGAAUUUUGAAGUGUAAUAACACUUGAGGUGUCGAAGAUCUGUAAUCACUCAACUUUGGACCAUGCAGUGUCUGCUAAACUGAGUUCAGUGGGCAAUUUGGACAUGCUUACUACAUGUAUUUUCAAAAUGUGUGUUAUUACACACACACACAGACCAAUAUUGACUUUCCUCAAAUUGCCCACUGGCUUUGUCAAAUGACAAGGCUGGACCAAGACAACAGAAACAUAUGCAAGUGUUGUUGUUUUUUGGUCAAGGAGAUAAAAAUGCCAAACACAAUUCUACAGCAGGCUUUAGUUCGGUUAACAUUCAUCCCAUCGUUUUAUGAUUUUGACACCACUUCAUGAAGUCAGGUCAAUCUUGAAAUCUUAAAAUGUACCUCUAGAAACAGUUAAGUUUUUGUGUUAGUGUUACUUUUAUUUACAGAUGCAUAUCAGUCCCUUAGGUUUUAUAAAAAAAAAAAAACAACCAACUCUAACAUAUCAACCUUCCUGAAGAACCAAAAACAAGAAGUUAGCUUGUAUUUUCAUUCAACUAUUCAAGCUGGCUUAACGGUCAGAUUAACCGUUAUUGUAGCAGAAACAUUAUUUUCUCACUGUUGUUCAACUCAUAGCCUGAUAUAGACUUCUAUUGAUCACUUGUUAAAACUGGUGAUCAAACUGUUGACCAGAACUGUGUUUUGAGAUGUCCCAGUCAUUCAUUUAGUACUUUUAACCAAUUAGAGACUUUCUCUCAUGACACACUUUUUUGCGUUGGACGGUCUCCUUCUCAGACGUCGUAGAGGAACAAGCAGCAGGACGAUAGAAGAUAGAUGUUAGGAGGCAGUACUGCAAAUGACAAUCAUACAGGAAGGGUUUGAUUUGCUUAAAGCUCGUAGUUUAAAACUUGUAAUAGUCUUGGGGGACACUUUGAAAUGUAGAGCUUUUCUUGGCCAGCUGUCUCGUGGGCAGUUAUUUUAUAACUGUCUGUUUUUAAACCUGCACAUCCCAAAUGGAGAAGACUGGAGCUCUAGUUUCUCCACUUCUGUUACAUUUCACAGUAAUCGUCAUCUUCAUCUCCUUAUUGAAGUUGUUUCGGAACAGUUUGAAGCGCUAUUGUAGAAACGACCGAACUCGAUGCAGGGUCGGAGUCUACCUUUAAAUACUGACUGAAUGACGUGUUUGUAGCGCUUGCUCGUUUCGCCAGCCGACGCUGUUACAGAAGCCGCAUGCGAGAAGGAGCGUCUGUUACCACAAACUUAGCAUGCAGCUAGCGUUGUGUCUCUCUCUUUUGUUCCAAAUAAAGGAGAAACGUUUCGAGGAGCAAAGCACUAGAAUGACUCUGGUUGUGUGUGUGUAUGUGUGUGUAGACGUUGCUGUGCCUUCUAACAACCACUAGGGGGCAUAUACAAUCACGGUGAAGAAAUAAAUGUAUGAUGCUGGGUUCCAUUUGGAUCAGAACUCGGAAAUGGGAGUGACGUCACCCCCCUACCCCUCGGAAAUUCCGAGUUCAGACUAUAAUGGGACGCAUCAUACCUAGCUUGAUGACUGCUAGUAGUGUAGAUAGGACUAAAACAUUUUUGAGAUAUACAACAGGGAAUUUUGCGAAGAUCAGAGUUCAGUUUACCUCACUUUUUAUCUUGUGUGUAGAGCAAUCUUGUCAUGUCGUAGUGUUCAGAGUGCGCACAUAAAUAUGCAAUGUAUUUAGAUUAUAUCUAUCUAGCUGUAAUUACCUUUUGAUUUGCGUUUGGCGCAGUACUUCAAAUACCACUGUGCCCCUUCUUCACAAUGCCCACAAGGGGCACUAGACUUGACUUUGCCAUCACCAAGACUCAUUCAUUUCUUUCGGGCUGUUUCCUGUGUGUGCUCCGAUUGGAUUGAAGCACAAAAGAGCCCCGAAGUCUGACAUGUGCACGGUGCCUUGAAAUUACUGAUUCACUCAAGACAGACACAUUUUAUUCAUUAGGGCUGGGUAUUAGUCAGCAAAAUACCAAACGAUUACUAUAACUAAGUCACACACCUGCAAAAUUAGAGCUAAAUGUAGUAAAAAAGAAAAUUGAGGCUAAACAAUUUGAGUCAAAUAUCAUUGUGACAUAAAUAAUUACUGGCAAAACAAGAUAGUAAGAAAUAUUGCACAAAACAGAAAAGAUCUGGAACAUACAAUGAUUUAAGUAAUUAAUGUUAAAAAAAAUAACAAGGUUGUUUAGCCCAAAUAAAAACUACAUGGCAUUAAACACCGUCUCAACAUUUCUCUGCAGUCCUUCAAACGGAUUCAAAAACGUCUCAGGUAGAAGGUUUAACCGAGUAACUAAGGCUUAAAAAAAGACAUUUAACAUGUGUAUGAUAAUAAGCCACCUUGAUUUCCUUUUAUGAAAUGUUUUUUUUUGUUUUUGUUAUCCACAUGGAAACACCACUUUUUUUGAAAAAGGGUCCCAGAGUGGGAAAACCUCUUGUAGACAACCACGACUAUGCUUUGGGAAAACGAUGAUGUCAUAGCCCCACUUCCCCAGCUGUCGCUUAUCUUCCUCCUGUUGGUCUUUCGCUGUAUUUUAGCUUAUAUGUUCUUGCGUUAGUCGUCCUGGCUUUAAUUAUUCUCUUUCUGUGACUCUAUACAUUGUCGUGUCACGUGUUACAUACAUGCUCAGUGUCGUCUCGAUGUUGGCGUAUGUACUACAGCGUGUAGAGUCGGUUUCCAUGUGGAUGAAGUCGUUUGUUGUUCAUGUUGUGGAUCGAGCCUCAGUCACUUGUGUUCAAGUGUGUCUGACUUUCAGAAGAUUCCUCGUGACCCCUUUAACGUUAGCUUGGAGCAAGCGCGGUUUAUUUCCUCUGGAAUUAAACGCACACAAAUAAAUGAAUAAAUACUAAUAAUAAUAAAAAAAAAUCAGCACUUUAUUUUCUGGUUUUUGAAAACUUUUCAAAACCCUUUGAUGCCUUAAAAAUUCAAGGCUGAUACCCAGCCCUAAUGGAGCUUUCAGUGAAGUUGGUUACGCAGCAUGCAGUCAUAACCAUGGCGACAGAUGAACAGAUACUGGUACCACAGCAAAGGAUUCCGCGUCACGACGGUUGCCAGGAGGAAUAUUUUGAUAGUCUGUGAAUAAAUAUUGGUGCUAUGCUCCCGUUACUGGGGCCCGCAGGCCGCUCUGUUGUAGGAAGACUGAAAACACCAACAAGUUUUACUUAGUUUAACGUUAAGCUAAAGUCGCCUGUAGCACACGUCCUUCAGAACCUCUGAGGAGUAUGUAUGAGUGUGUGAGUGUUAGCACAGUGUUAGUCUCUACAGUACAGUUCAGUACACAGUGUGUGUGUGUGUGCGUGUGUGUGUGUGUGUGGGGAAAGGUUCUUCCAGAUAUAAAACGUUGUUUUUUUUUGUUUGUUUGUUUGUUUUUUAUUCUUAUUUUCCGGGACCAGGUGGAGUUCUAGUUGACAGCAAGUGUAGAAUUCAGCUGAUUGCACACAGUCCUCGAGUCUACUUUCCGCUGCUAGUUUGUGUAAUUUAUCGAGCAUUUCUGAGAAAUAUUUAUUUUUAUAAGCCUAAUACAAAAGUUGAUAUUUUACAAAGUGACUUGACCAAAAGACGAGAAAACAAAAACACUUGAAUGUUGAAUGUCAUUGGUAUGAGUGAAAAUUUCUAUUUUUCUGGGGUAGUGUGAGCUUUUUAAUGUUUAAAGAUGCAGCGCGUAGGGAUUUCUCUUUGGAUUUGUCACGGUAACAAACUUUAAUUAUACAAAUGUGAAGCUUUUAACAACAUUACUGUCACUGAAAAUACACCAUGUGCACAUCUUUGACACCACCCAGCCUUGAGAUUGCUAAAGUUUAAUACAGUAGGCUCUUUGCACGGCAGUCAUUUUAUUUAUCCCAAAUCUCUUGACAGUUUGUCAUGUUGCCCACUGAUUGAAGUCUAGUUUUUACUUUCCAACAUUUAAUUAUUUCCCAAAUUCUUGGAUCAGUGAACUGGGGCGACGUCGUCACCAUUCCCUUCUUUAUUUUACAGCAGUGUGUGAAGAUGUGCACGUGGCGUCGCAGCGCGCUGACGGUCAAUGUGAGCGUGACACACCAAGAGGAACAUCUACGGGUUCCCUUUAAAGUCACAUUUGACUCAGUAUCAGAUCCACAAACCUGUCUCAUGCGACAGGCUCCAUUGCCAACAAUGAUAAUCAUCCGUGAGCAGCCUUUUUUUUUUUUUUUUAAAUUGGGGAACAAAAUUUGAGACAAUACCACCAUGUAUGCCAAGGUUUGGAUUAAAAAUAAUAAUCAAACAAAAUAUUACGAACAAAGACCGUUUUUGUUAAAAAAGAAGAAAAAAAAAAACUCCGUACAAAAAAACGAGUGUCCAGAUUCUCUAAAGUCGUUUUUUUUUUUUCUUUUUCUCUUUUUUAUUUUGAGUCUUUACACUUUUCCUUCCCGUUGAGACCCUUUAUGUGACUUUUUCUGGCAAGUGGCGACCUUUAAAGUCUUCAUAACACAGAAUAAACUGUGGUUCUAUUGUUGUUGUGAUUUGCAUAUUUUCAGGCGUUGCGUUGAUGUUGUCGCUGUGGAGCUUCUGGCCAAUCAGAAAUGAGGAUCCAUCCUGCUGUCUUUUACACGAGUUUGACUUUUUUGUUUUUGCAACCUGCAGCUGAUCUGUGACUCAUUUAUAUUUGCAUUAAAAUAAUAGCGCUCUGCAGUUAUUUAGGUACAAAUGAACCGUAGCCUUCAAGAAAAACCUCUAUCACUGGUGAAUCAUGUGACACACAGGUUAUUUAUCAUAUUUUACUGCCUUUUGUGUGCUCAAAUGCAAACAAAUCAAUCAUAGCUCUUCUGGUGACUCGUCCAGAUGAAUUAAAUUCACAAAAAUACAAACACUCUGUGGCUUUAAUUCACUUUAAGUUUGAGUAUCUUUACAAAGUGGUCUAAAAUUUGAAACGUGUGUAGUCGUGUUUAGGAUAUUUUUUAGUUUUUUGUAAAGAGACUGAAGUGAAAUGAAGCCCAGUGUUGUCGUCGUCGUCGUCGUCCUCACUGAUUGGUCAGACUUCUCCAUGUGGACACAGAGCGGCACCCGUCUGGUAGUUAGCAUUUGCUUUAUGUAUUAGUUUAGCAGUUGUAUGUGCACGAAGAGAUGCACUGCACGAUGAAGAAGAAGAAGCAGAAGAAGAAAAAAAAAAAGUGCAUCUGUUCUGAUUUUACCACAAAUAAAGGUUUGGAUUUGCAAAUGUUA